AUGAAGACGUUGGGGACUUACCACUUUGAAGGAGAGCCAGAUCUUUACCAGGCGGACGCAUGGCUACAAAGCAUCGAAAGGAAUUUCGCUGCAACUAGGUGUCCAAUCAACUUCAAGAAGGACGUUGGAAUCUACUAUCUACGGAAGGACGCACUAAACUGGUGGGAGAGUGUGGAUCGACAAAAAGGCCAGUAUGUCAAUACUUGGGAGAAGUUCAAACACGAGUUUGAGCAGAAGUAUUUUCCACCAGAAGCACGGGAUCGUCUAACUCAAGAAUUUCUGAGAUUGGAGCAAGGCGAGAAGAGUGUACGAGCCUAUGAAGCGGAGUUUAUGAGGUUACAAAGGUAUGCCUCAUACUGUAACGAGGAUGAUAAAGCCCUGGUGAGACAAUUCAUGCAAGGCUUAAAACCGGAGAUAGGAGGUCGACUACAAUCUGUCACUUUCACCAACCCUCAUGAAGUGAUAGAGAGAGCGGUGAAUGUAGAGACAUAUCUACAAAAGGAGAAAGCGGCGUGGAACAAAAGGAAAAUGGAGUUCAACGCAACAACCAAGUCAAAGAAGGGAGGUCAAUCUUCUAAUCAAGGAAAACCCCACAAGGGUAAUCAGAAGUCUGGAAAUGGAGAUCGAGGAUGCUACACAUGCGGAGAAAAGGGACAUUUCUCAAGAAAUUGUCCUCGUUCCUUCAUGACAACAGAAUCUCUCAUGCACGUCAGAUGCUAUCUUUGUGGCGAAUUUGGGCAUUACGCCACUAGUUGUCCCAACAGAGUUGUUGGAACAGCAGGAGGAUCCGGCAAACAAAACGCACCACCCCGACCAAUGAAAGAAUCCCCGGCUAAGCGUCUAACUUCUUCGGGUAAGGUGUAUGCUUUAGAAGCAGGACUGAUGUGGAGUCAGGUUUUACCAAACUCCUAG
Messenger RNA from Microthlaspi erraticum, 912 nucleotides. The record is from the annotation of a GenBank genome assembly. Lineage: Eukaryota; Viridiplantae; Streptophyta; Magnoliopsida; Brassicales; Brassicaceae.